Messenger RNA from Salvelinus sp. IW2-2015, 3981 nucleotides. RefSeq names its product ATP-binding cassette, sub-family B (MDR/TAP), member 10 (gene abcb10). Gene Ontology annotation, biological process: oligopeptide export from mitochondrion. Lineage: Eukaryota; Metazoa; Chordata; Actinopteri; Salmoniformes; Salmonidae. Gene Ontology annotation, molecular function: ATP binding; ABC-type oligopeptide transporter activity; ATP hydrolysis activity. The record is from RefSeq and is a predicted model, not a curated record. Gene Ontology annotation, cellular component: mitochondrial inner membrane.
UGUCGGCCAUUGAUUUCCGUCAGGGACUUUAACAAGAAGCAGCUAGGUUAUUUUCCGGGGGUCACCUUUUCUAUUGAACAGAGCGGUUUUUCUUUUCGUAGAGUUGUGUGUACUUCUGACAGUCGGUUACCGUUAGGCUGCCUUGUCGCCUGCAGAUUGUGUCGACAUGUCACUCCUAUCGACAGACAUAUUGUUGUGACAGGGCGCUCCCAGCGCGAUAAAGAUAACUUCGCCUAAAUGUGGCUGUCACGAACAGAUAAUGAUGAAUAACCGCCAGGAACCCACAAUGUAAUAGACAUUAUCAUUUGUCGUUAGUGUUGGCUGGACACGAAGGAGGACGUUGACCUAACUGUGUUUUUAUGUUGGAAUUCGCUGGCCUCAUCGUAUGUGAAAUGUAACAUGCUCGUUCGCACUUUCUUGCUAUGUUUUGGUCAUUUGGUAGGUAGCUGGCAAGCCAACGCACUUGAGUUUGUUUUUCUUGUUUUUAUGUGUCUGAGUCGCUCACUAGCUGUCUUGCAAAAUGGGACUGUUGCUGUUGCAAUUGUCAAAAUGUCCAGGCGUGAAUAUUUUGAAGCGCGAGGUUCACUCCCGUGUACAAAAACUAUUUUGGUUAGAACGCCAGACGUCCAGGGGACAACGAAAGGGGCGAGAGGUGAGUGGGAAAAGGUUCGAACCUGUGGCACGCUCUUCGCUUUUACACCCGAGGAGAUGCAACUCUCUUGUGCCCUGUGUACCACUUAGACAGUUCACCAUACCCCCCCAUUUGUUGAGGAGCUCAUGGACAACAACUGUAAACUUUGCCAACUACAGCUCUUCGACAGACUCAAAACAAGCAACACAACAAGAAGUUGGCAGUAAAGAUCUGCAGUCAACGGAAACAAAACAAUCCCCAACUCGGAUACCCACUGAGGAUGUCAAAAGGAUUUUAGAACUUGCCCACCCUGAGCGCUUGCGACUGUCAGCGGCUGUGGGCUUCUUAAUGGUCUCCAGCGCUGUCACAAUGUCGGCGCCCUUCUUCCUGGGCCAAGUAAUUGACACCAUCUACACCAGCUCUUCAGAGGACUUCAGUGCCUCCCUCCGCUCUCUGUGUAUCAUGCUCUCAGGGGUAUUCCUUUGUGGGGGCGCUGCUAAUGCUGCCCGUGUCUACCUCAUGCAAAUCUCAGGGCAACAGAUUGUGAGAAAUCUACGUGUAUUCCUAUUCUCCUCGAUUCUGAGGCAGGAGGUGGGUUUCUUUGAUAAGACCCGUACCGGGGAACUCAUUAACCGCCUAUCUGCAGACACGGCACUCAUCGGCCGCUCCGUCACAGACAACCUUUCAGACGGGCUCCGCGCUGUCGCCCAGGCAACAGCUGGGGUCAGCAUGAUGUUUUACGUGUCACCAAGUUUAGCAGCUUUUGUGCUGCUGAUUGUGCCUCCUAUGGCUGGCCUAGCUGUCAUAUAUGGGAGAUACCUGCGCUCUAUAUCCAAACGUACACAGGACUCUCUGGCUGAUGCCACACAGUUGGCAGAAGAACGCAUCAGCAACAUGAGGACAGUUCGGGCGUUUGGUAAGGAGCUGACAGAGGUGGCCAAGUAUACGGAGAAGGCCAACUAUGUUCUCCACCUGGCCAAACAGGAAGCCGUUUUGAGGGCUGGCUUCUUUGGCGCGACUGGACUCAGUGGCAACAUCAUCAUCCUGUCAGUGCUGUAUAAGGGAGGGCUAUUGAUGGCCAGUGAACACAUGACUGUGGGAGAGCUCUCUUCCUUCCUCAUGUACGCCUUCUGGGUGGGCAUUAGCAUUGCAGGUAUGAGCUCGUUCUACUCUGAACUGAUGAAGGGCUUUGGCGCAGGGGCACGGCUUUGGGAGCUACUGGACAGGAAGCCCGAGUUCCCCCUCAAUGAGGGUAUUGUGCUGAGGCCGGAGCAGCUUAAGGGUCAACUGGAGUUCCAGAAUGUCUCCUUUGCCUACCCAACCCGCAAAGACGCCCCCAUCUUCCAGGACCUGAGUCUAUCUGUGCCUGCUGGCUCAGUCAUGGCCGUGGUAGGGCCCAGCGGAUCAGGCAAAUCCACUCUGGUCUCCCUGCUGCUCAGGCUCUACGACCCAGUUGCAGGUGUGAUCACUAUCGACGGGCAUGAUGUGAGAGAUUUGAAUCCUUAUUGGCUGAGGAGUCACAUUGGAACUGUUAGUCAGGAGCCUGUACUCUUCUCCUGUUCCAUCGCUGAGAACAUUGCCUAUGGAGCGCCCGACUCUGGCACGGUCACAGUUCAGGAAAUCCACCGGGCUGCACAGAUCGCCAACGCUUAUGAGUUUGUCCGAGGUUUCCCAAAAGGCUUUGACACUGUGGUGGGAGAGAAGGGUGUUCUACUGUCAGGUGGUCAGAAACAGAGAAUUGCUAUUGCAAGGGCUCUGCUUAAGAACCCCAAGAUACUUCUACUUGAUGAGGCUACAAGUGCCCUGGAUGCAGAGAAUGAGUUCCUGGUCCAGGAGGCUCUAGAGCGGCUCAUGGAUGGGCGCACAGUGCUGAUCAUCGCCCACCGCCUCUCCACCAUCCAGAAUGCUGACGCCGUGGCUGUGCUGGACCAGCGGCGUGUGGUAGAGUGUGGGCAGCAUGCACAGCUCCUGGGCAACCGCCAAGGCGUCUUCAGGAAGCUGAUGGAGAAACAAGCCUUCCUUCAAGAGGGGCAAAAGCAAGCGUUGCGUUGAAAAGAGCUGUGGUGGGGGAGGGGGCCUUAAAUGUAGAGAAACUGCCUUUAGCUGUGUGGUGACGUGCUAAUCACGCUGCGCUCUGCUACACUCCUCAGUCUGUCAGUGGUGUGUGUGAAUCAGUUUAAGCUAUUUGCAAGGGAGCAUUUGAAUAUCAACUGGAACAUGGAUGAUUUUAAUAUUGCAGAGCCAUCUCAUAGCGCUGACGGGGAUUCAUUUUGAGACAGCCAGUAGGUUUGGAMUCUCUUCUUUAGGACACCCAAUUUAUUGAGUAUCAUUAUUCAAGCUGCAAUAUGUAACUUUUUGGGUGACCUGACCAAAUUUGCAUAGAAAUGUUAUAGAUCAGUCACUCAUUGAAAMCAAGUCUAAGAAGGGGUAAAUCUGUUCUAUGUGCGCUAUUUCUAUGCUUCCUGUUAAGUUUCGWUUUUACGUCUUUUACUUUCGGUUUUGUACACCAMCUUCAAAAAGCUGGAAAUAUAUCUUUGAUUCUGAAAAAUAUAUUUCACAGUGGUUUAGAUGGUAUAAUGAUUCUCUACACUGCUUCCUAGUUUUUUCACACAAACUGAAAUUAGGCAAACUAUUAGUUUCAGCUACCAGGAAAUGGUGGCGCGAGUUCUGGAUAUUGCAUCUUUGAGGUUAGGAUAUGCAGAAAAUAUGAACGACACACUUUGAAGUACGGCCUAUAUCAAGUAAAUAUUAUAAAUGAGUCACUAUGCCUUUUCAAGAAAGCAAAAGCUGUCUUUUGUAUUAAAUAACUACUUACCAGACUGAGAAAAUAUACACUGUGGCAAGUUUCUUAGGUACGCCAACCCAUUCACAAAAUUGGGUCAUGCCUUUAGAUGGUGASUCACGUGGCUGGCUAUAUAAAGCAGAUGGACGGUCAUCGAGGCAUUCAGUUAUUGUUCCAUUGAAGGUUAGAAUGGGUGAAAAGAUUGACCUAAGCGACUUUGAGCAUGGUUUGAUCGUCGCUGCCAGGCAUGCAGGUUCCAGUAUCUUAGAAACGGUCAGCCUCCUGGGCUUUUCACGUACAACCGUGUCUAGGGUUUACCGAGACGGGUGAGACAAACAAAAAAACAUCCAAUCAGCAGCAGUCCUGUGGGCGAAAACAGCUCGUUGAUGAGAAGUCGAUGGAGAAUGGCAAGAAUAGUGCAAGCUUACAGGCGGACCACAAACAGGCAACUAAUGGCGCUCAACGACAUUUUGGAACGCACAACUCAUCCGUCCUUGUCACGGAUGGGCUAUUGCAGCAGGGGUUCACUCCUAUCAGCUAAAAACAAGAAGCAGCUCCAGUGGGCACG